Dunckerocampus dactyliophorus (ringed pipefish) is the source of this 3629-nucleotide messenger RNA. Its product is annotated as stonin-1. Gene Ontology annotation, molecular function: clathrin-cargo adaptor activity. NCBI's taxonomy places the organism in Eukaryota, Metazoa, Chordata, Actinopteri, Syngnathiformes, Syngnathidae. The coding region runs from base 454 to 2583 and encodes 709 amino acids. Gene Ontology annotation, cellular component: synaptic vesicle; AP-2 adaptor complex. Gene Ontology annotation, biological process: regulation of endocytosis; clathrin-dependent endocytosis; synaptic vesicle endocytosis. The transcript is spliced from 6 exons. The record is from RefSeq and is a predicted model, not a curated record.
UCUUGCAGCGUCCUGUCGGGAGGACAGUCGUUCACAUUCCCUGGAUUCACUCUCUGCCAUUUUGAACACAACCGGCCGACAUCAGCGUCCGUCAAACUUGAAGCGAUGUUCUCAAACAGUGAACUGUCUUUGUGAAUUCUGUAAACACACUUGCUGGACACAACAAUAGGUACACCUGCACAAUCCAGUGGCUUGGUCAUUUUCCAGCGUGACAUACCAAGUGUCAACUGAAGCAGAUUGAGCAGCUUCUCAUUUCUUGCCUGCCUUGUGAGCAGACGUUCUGCAUGGAAAAACAUAAUCAGGGACUUUUCAGCACACCUCCCCAUGUGGAGACUCAUGUUGGUCUAUGUUCCUUCAUAUCGAACACCACAGAGGCGUUCCAUAACAUGAUGAGAAGACUUCUCUGUGUUGACACAACAAAGCAGCAGCUGUUGUUUUGAAGUGCCACCAGCCAUGUGCUCCACCAAUCAGUCCAACUGGGUCACAUUUGAAGACGACAACACACCCCUCUCAUCCCCACAGAAGCCCCUACAAUCGCCAGGGUGUAUCAAAGCGGCACUGCCACGUCCCAACGGUCUCAAAUUAGUGCUUCCUCCUAUCAGAGACACUUCCUGGAGCUUCAUCAGCUCCCUGGAAUCUCCUCAAAGCCAGUCAAGUGUCAGUGGAGAUACGUGUGUUCCGUGUAACUCAUCCCUUUGCACUCCUGUAAGCAGCGUUCCGAGCAGUGCAUCUCUACUUCGCUCCAACACCAGGGAGGAGAACAAUUUCUUCCAGAACUUAUCCAGCUUGUCUCCAACUGUUGUUUCCUCUCCUGGACCAGAAGCCCUGAAUCUUAGCUCAGAUGGACCAGACACCUUCCCCACUUUCCAGGGGAACUCUGGACACUUAAACCCUUUCUGGGACAGCUCUGGACACAGCGUGGAUGUUGGCAGCUCUUCUUCAGACUCGGAAUCUGACAAUAGUCUACCACGUUUCUUUAUACGGACCAAAGAUGGCAGUGAGCCUCCACGUGAUCACCUCCAGAACACGCUGUCUUUUGUUUGCAACAAACUUGAAGGCCUCCGAACAGAAAAUGACCACAACACAGACAUGGAAAGACACGAGAGAGCUGAGAGGCGGCUCAGUUCGAAAUGUGAGGUAAUAAGCGAGAGUCCCUCUCAGUUUGUUCCUCGUGGUUUGUUUCGUAGCCAGAGGAGAGAUGGCUGGCCUGUUAUGCUCAGGAUUCCAGAAAAAAAGAAUCGCAUGUCCUCAAGGCAGUGGGGUCCCAUUUACCUCCGCUUGUUACCAGGAGGUGUUCUGCAGAUGUACUACGAGAAAGGACUAGAAAAGCCCUUCAAAGAGUUCCAGCUCCUGCCUCAAUGUCGACUCUCUGCCCUCAAGCUGGAAAGCUAUGGUGAGCCCCGUAAAGUCCUCACGGUGAAGGUUGAGCAUUUCUCCUACACAGAAAAGAAACGCUACCAUCCCAAGCUGGAGGUGAAUCACGAAGCUGAAGUCGAGCAGCUGCUCAAGUUUGGCUCCACCGUACACAAAGACAUGGAGGAUCUGGUGGUCUCCAUGGAAGAGGAGAUUUUCCAGCUGUCCGUGCUCCACCAGUCCAGGCGGCAUUAUGAGGAACAAGAGCUGUCCCUGCAGAUCACCGACAACAUGUGGGUACAGCUAGAUAAGUUUGGAGGAGUCAUGGAGCGGACCGCCUUCACUCAAAUUCACUGUCUUGCCUUUCUGAACGGACUGGGCGAUUGUUUUCUUGCUCUGAAUGACCUUGGCCUGUUGCGCUCAAAUGCAAGCUAUGGCUCUGAAGAGAGCAGCGAGCCCUGGAUGGAGAUCACAGACUGUCACCUUCACAAGUGUGUAAAUGAGCCUGCCUUUCAGAAGUCACGACUGAUAAAGUUCUGUCCCCCAGAGGCAUGUAGGGUGGAGCUGAUGCGGUACAAAACCAUGUUUUUGGGUUGCACGGAAAUACCUUUCACGAUUAAAGCAGUGGUUACUGUUCAAGGUGCCUACGUGGAGCUGCAGGCCUUUCUCAACAUGUCAAGAACAUUUCCCUCCUCUGUGGGGGUGUCUGACACAUACCCACUGUGUGAGAAUGUAGUGGUGCGAGUGCCGGUGCCGGGCGAAUGGGUCAAAGUGACACAAACAGUGGCCUUGUUGCGCCAGAGGUCGCUGAAGGCCCGAAUGAACAGAAAUGCCUGCCUGGGCUCUUUCAGCACUGCAGACUCACAGCCCGUCAUGCAGGUAUCAGUCGGCAGUGUCAAGUACGAGAACGUCUACUCUGCUGUCGUCUGGAGGAUUGACAGACUCCCUGCAAAGAACACAGCAGUGGACCAUCCUCAUUCAUUCUCCUGCAAACUAGAGCUGGGAUCUGAUCAGGAAAUCCCAAGCGACUGGUAUCCUUUCGUCACCAUGGAAUGUGAAAUUAUGGGCGCCGUCGUGUCACAGACCAGAGUCAAGUCUCUGGGCACAGCCAAUGACAUUCAACCACAGAAACACGUGACCAGCUGGACUCGCUAUCAUUGUCAGGUGGAAGUGGAGAAGAAAUGGAUUGAAAUAGAGUCACAACAGCAAUCUGGCUGUAUGACGCAGUGAUAAUGAAAGAAACCUUUAUUUAUAAAAAACAAACAAAAAAAAAGAAGUAAAUGAAACACAGGUGACAAGGGACUGUCUGCGUAAUAUUUGGUGUCAUACUUGCUCUAAUCUAAUUUCAGCUUGGUAGUAUUGCUCAUGAUUAGGUUAAUUCCUUUAACUAAGACUGUAUGCCUACCCAUUAACAUCUUGCAACACUUGCACUUUACAUCUAAUAGUUGUAUUCUUUGUAAAAAAAAAAGAAAAAAAGAAAAAAGAAAUUGUAUGUAGGCUUGCAUUUGUGUUAUCUGCACUGCCCUCCAGAUUCAUUUGCAGGCUGAACAAUUGAGCAUAUUUUUGUUGGGUUUGCAAUUAUGGCCUUUGUCGAACACUUGAAUUAAUUGUUGCUUCAUGUUCAUAAUUGUGUGUAGAGAUUUGACUUCUGCUCUAAGCAUCUCAUUCAUUCCACAUUGUAAGUCAAUUAACUUGCACUAAAUAUGGCAAAGACAAAGCAUCCAAAAGACACCAACACCCCUCAUGGAAGAGUGAUGUGAAUACAAUAACAAAAAUGGCUGUUUUGUACAUUUUUUAUUUUUUUUUAAUCUGGACGUUUUUUUUUUUAUCUGGACUGUAUUGAUUGAACUCAUGUUAGAAGCCUUUCAAUGACAGGCUAAUGGACAUUUCGUGCAUUGAUCUAAGCGUGUUUACAAUGACAAUUGGCAAAUAAGGUUUUAAUUGUCAUGCACCAUACAAUGUCUGUAUGCAACUGCUGCUACUGCAAAAACUAAAGUAAAACACUCAAGUUCUUAAAUGAGCGUUACUAUUUAACUUUUUUUCUCAUCUCAUCACUUACGCUGCUUACAUUCAACUGUCCUUAAACUUUAUCAAGGUUGUAUUCUGGAGAAAUAUGUUAUUUAAGCCAAUCUUAUUUGACUGUUCUGCCUCUAAAUAGUGCCAGAAUGGUCAGAGUGAACUAAAAGACCUUCAGUUAGACAUGAUGUGGUACCCUAAAUUGAUAAACAUGCCGUACCAAAGUCAAAUGAAAAAUAAAACUAUGACUUGUGACACUU